GCCCGGCCCGCCCACCCACGUGGGCCCUCGGGACUGCGGCGGGGAUAGCGUCAGGCCAUGGCUGGGGCCCGCAAGCUGCCGUUGGAGCAGGCCCUGGCGCUGGGGCCUGGCUGGCGGCACGCGUGCCACGCGCUGCUCUACGCGCCGGACCCGGCGCUGCUGUUCGGCCGCAUCCCGCUCCGUUACGCCGUCCUGAUGCAGAUGCGCUUUGAUGGGCGCCUCGGCUUCCCCGGCGGCCUCGUCAACUUGCAGGACACCAGUCUGGAGGCCGGGCUGAACCGCGAGCUGAUCGAGGAGCUGGGCGAGGCCGUGGCCGACUUCCGUGUGGAGCGCGCCGACUACCGCAGCUCGCACGCUGGGUCCGGGCCGCACGUCGUGGCCCACUUCUACGCCAAGCGCCUGACGCUGGAGCAGCUGGUUGCGGUGGAGAUGGGCGCCACGCGUGCCAAGGACCACGGGCUGGAGGUGCUAGGCCUAGUACGUGUGCCCCUGUAUACCCUGCGGGAUGGUGUGGGAGGCCUGCCUGCCUUCCUGGAGAAUUCCUUUAUUGGAACUGCACGGGAGCAGCUGCUGGAAGCCAUCCAGGAUUUAGAACUGGUGGAAUCCGGCUCUCUUACAGCCCGUAAGAUCUCCUUACCUCGCUAGAGGCAGCCCUUCGUGGACCCACGGAACCUGAGAUGAGGACCUUGGUAUUGGGGAAGGGAGGCAGGAACAGGGAAAGCUUUCUCUUCUGGCCCUGGGCCUGACAGAUGAUAACAGAUUAAAAAGAGAAGUAUGUGCAGUAUGUUUGAGCAGAGCCCCCCUCCCCCCCCCCCCCCCCCCCCCCCCCCACAGUAACUCAACAUCUGGAACAAAAAUCUGCAGCUCAUCUCAGGGACCUGGCACAUUCUCAGAGCCUGCCUCCUCUCCGUACGUUUGUACACACAUGGCAUGGCAGCCCCCAGACAUAUGAAUGUACAGUCUGUGCCUGCGCACAAGCUCACUCCUCCCCAUAACCCCCAUGUGCAGUUUAACAGGACGUGGCACAUGUGGGGCCUGGCUUGUCACCAGAGCCAUCUCCAUGUUGGAGAGGAGCUUCUGAACCAGGGCAACAUUUCUUCCCACACUCCUACAUGGCUAUUCUCCAGGGUCUAGUCCAGCCCAUGCUUGCUGGGGAGGACAGAGAAGCAGAGGACCCUUUUUCCCCUUGAAAAUGGUUGCAUCCUUGCCCGGGUGUUAGCAAAAGCGACAUACCCCUGAAAGGUGGUAGAGGGUCCUAACCAACCUCCUGGCCUCUCAUGAAACUGAGUGGAAGGGGUGAGAGAAAUGGUUUGGUCUCCUUGGUUGACCUUGGACUUGAGACUUAUGAGUCCUGCUGUAUCUCUUCCAAAGCUGUCAUCUAGGACCCUUUAGAUCCGGGACAUCCGAAGGGACCUGGUCUAGCCCUGGCUUACAGCUGAAGCACUUAUAGCUAAGCCUCAAAGACCUUCAGUUUUUUCAACAAACACUCUGAGGUAUUGGAGAUCUAGGGAUGAGAGAGCCAUAGCUCUUAUGCUCUACAGAGUUAAAGGGCUAAAAUGGCAAAUAUUUCAGGCUUCAUGGGCUACAUUGUCUUUGUAGCAUCUGCUCAACUCUUAUCAUUUCAUAAGUAUCGAUGAACAUAAUGGGCGGAGCUGUGUUGCAGUAGAACUUUCUUUGUAAAAGGAGGUGUCCAGCCUGAGGGCAGUAGUGUGCCAUUGCUUGCUCUAGAGAGGAAGAUAAGUAGUCAGUUUAAUUAUAUUGCCUAUUUACUUGUUUCAUGUAUGUCAGUGUUAAGAAGGAAAUAAAAGAUUGAUAUAGG
This is a messenger RNA of Acinonyx jubatus (cheetah), 1819 nucleotides long. It is a transcript of the gene NUDT16, whose product is annotated as nudix hydrolase 16. Gene Ontology annotation, molecular function: snoRNA binding; phosphodiesterase decapping endonuclease activity. The record is from RefSeq and is a predicted model, not a curated record. Gene Ontology annotation, cellular component: nucleus. Gene Ontology annotation, biological process: mRNA catabolic process; sno(s)RNA catabolic process. The transcript has 3 exons. NCBI's taxonomy places the organism in Eukaryota, Metazoa, Chordata, Mammalia, Carnivora, Felidae. The coding region runs from base 58 to 645 and encodes 195 amino acids.